Messenger RNA from Suillus subalutaceus, 846 nucleotides. RefSeq lists its product as uncharacterized. Bases 1 to 846 code for a protein of 281 amino acids. The transcript is spliced from 8 exons. Lineage: Eukaryota; Fungi; Basidiomycota; Agaricomycetes; Boletales; Suillaceae. The record is from RefSeq and is a predicted model, not a curated record.
AUGGCAGCUCUGCAAGUUGUAGGCAAGUACUAUGCACUCACUGAUGACAAUGAAGUGUGUCGCAUUGCAAUUAUAAUGUGCCCAGAAAAAAAAUGGCACUUGAUUUUUUGUCUGCUCCAGCUUCCUUGGUUGACGCUGAGCAGGCUUUUUCAGGUGGCCGUCUUCAGGUCAACCACCUCCAGCAUGGUGUUAGUUCGCAACCUUCAAAGCUCAGAUGGCUGUGGGAUCAUGGUACAACACACCUCUCAUGAACGAUCUCGGUGCUGUCACAUCAAUCAUGCGAACGAAGAUGGUAAAGGGCAAAGGCCACCUCAGGCAGCAGUUCUCAGCGGUAAUAAGGGGUCUUUCAGACCCAGUUUCUUUGUUAUGGGAAACUGGGCUGAGAGACCUUUCAUCUUGCAGUCGCUUCCAUGGCUCCAAGUCACUGCUGUGAUUGUGUCGCUGCGGUUCAGUGCACCGCAACCAGAUUUUCCAACCUUUACCAUAUGCUCGGUUGGUAGUGGAGUACCAAAUCUCCCCGACCUUGGUCAAACUCGGUAUGAAUUUGUCUCUAGUAUUCCUCCCAGUGGACCUGCUUGCAGCCAGGGCACAGAUCCAUUCACACCAUACACCAGCAGUUACCUCGACCACCCGCCACCUCCACUUGUUUCUCCUGCCCUUACCCACACCAUCGCACAACAGACGACUAUAGGUUCACCUGCAUUCACCAUCAAGUAUGUUCACCAUUUGGGUGACCUACUAGGCAUGAUGCCUGGCAUUACUGCUGUAAAAGUUUUUGCGAUUUUCAUGCUCACGGACAACACUAUGACUGGUUCGCAGCCGAAGCUUGCUAGUCUAUGGAAGUAA